UCCCCGGGAUACUGAGUGCCUUGCAGUGAAGUGAUCUUUUCGUUAGGACCAACGCAUAGUAUUUAGUGCAUUUCUUUUUAUUAUUUGAUCGCAACCAGAAACAACCGAAGCAAAAAUGUGUGAUGAAGAUGCAGCUGCUCUCGUUGUGGAUAACGGAUCUGGAAUGUGCAAAGCUGGAUUCGCUGGAGACGAUGCACCGCGUGCCGUUUUUCCGUCCAUUGUUGGACGUCCUAGGCAUCAGGGCGUGAUGGUCGGUAUGGGUCAGAAAGACUCGUAUGUCGGUGAUGAGGCUCAAUCUAAACGUGGUAUUCUCACUCUGAAAUAUCCAAUCGAGCACGGCAUUAUCACGAACUGGGAUGAUAUGGAAAAGAUCUGGCAUCAUACUUUCUACAAUGAAUUACGCGUAGCCCCGGAAGAACACCCUGUCCUGCUGACCGAGGCUCCACUGAACCCUAAAGCAAACCGUGAAAAGAUGACUCAGAUCAUGUUCGAAACUUUUAACUCGCCAGCCAUGUACGUCGCCAUUCAAGCUGUUCUGUCCCUGUAUGCCUCCGGUCGUACCACCGGUAUUGUUCUGGAUUCCGGAGAUGGGGUUUCUCACACUGUCCCAAUCUACGAAGGUUAUGCUCUGCCACAUGCUAUCCUCCGCCUGGACCUAGCCGGUCGCGAUCUCACUGACUAUCUGAUGAAAGUUUUGACUGAGCGCGGUUACUCUUUCACAACCACGGCUGAGCGCGAAAUCGUUCGCGAUAUCAAGGAAAAGCUGUGCUAUGUCGCCCUGGAUUUUGAGCAGGAAAUGGCAACCGCUGCUGCUUCCACCUCUUUGGAAAAAUCGUAUGAACUUCCCGAUGGGCAAGUCAUAACCAUCGGUAAUGAACGAUUCCGUUGUCCGGAAGCUCUCUUCCAACCAUCUUUCUUGGGUAUGGAAUCCUGUGGUAUUCACGAAACAGUCUACAAUUCGAUCAUGAAAUGCGACGUUGAUAUUCGUAAGGACCUAUACGCCAAUACCGUUCUAUCCGGCGGUACCACCAUGUAUCCGGGUAUUGCUGAUCGCAUGCAAAAGGAAAUCACCGCAUUGGCUCCAUCUUCAAUCAAAAUCAAAAUCAUUGCACCACCAGAAAGGAAGUAUUCCGUCUGGAUCGGUGGAUCCAUUCUAGCUUCUCUGUCCACCUUCCAGGCCAUGUGGAUCUCCAAACAGGAGUACGAUGAAUCGGGUCCGGGAAUAGUUCAUCGCAAGUGCUUCUAAAUAAGUGCAGAAAACAAAAUUCACAAUCAUCGCUCAAACGUGCCAAAGAUCUUAGAUAUGACUUUAUAGUAUUAUUGGUGUAGUGUGCCAUUUUUCCACAUUUGUCACCAGUAGAUUCCUUUUAUGAAAAUUUUCAAAUUAGAAAGUAUUUCAAUUAGGCCCUAAUUUCAAUUAGUUCUUUAACCUGUCUGUAUCUAGUUGUGAUCUCAAGCUACAUGAAGCAAAUCCUUAUUAACUCCUUGUAAUGAUCAGUUUUUUUUAUUAUGAGUUAACUAUCAUGGUGUGUAUGAGUUAAACUAAGAUCCUUUUUGUAACAACUAGUUGUUAGUGUAGACUUCAUUUGAAACAAAAUCUGUAAACUGAAAUGGUCAUGAAUCACUGCAAAAAUUUUUCUUAACUGUACUUCUCAGUAGCAGUAGACAGGUUCAAAAAUAC
Messenger RNA from Sabethes cyaneus, 1681 nucleotides. Its product is annotated as actin-1. The coding region runs from base 116 to 1246 and encodes 376 amino acids. The record is from RefSeq and is a predicted model, not a curated record. NCBI's taxonomy places the organism in Eukaryota, Metazoa, Arthropoda, Insecta, Diptera, Culicidae. Gene Ontology annotation, biological process: mitotic cytokinesis. The transcript has 2 exons.